AUGACGAUGGGCGUUGAAUAUCUUCGGCAGCAAUAUUUCAGAUCAGUGGGGGUGUAUUCCACCAUUAUUGCCGGGUCAAGUGAACAAGCUUUGGUUAUGUUAUAUUUCACUCAUAUAAACCCGCUUCUACCACUCAUUGAUCGCGCGAUAUUUGAACAGCAAUACCGCGAGGGAAAAGGAUCACCACAUUUAAUCAGAGCAAUAUGCUUGGUCGCAUUGAGACUAGCCUCUGCAGCCCCUUAUAUCCAGGACUCCUCGCCCGAAUAUGCAUUUCACCUUAGCCAGGUCGGCGAGUCAAUUGUCCGGAGUGCCCAAGGGUCACAAGAGGGGGACUAUCGCAACUUGACGGCUGCCUUGGACCUCAAGUUGUACACCGCGUUGCGAGCUGCCGUGAUAGAAGGCAACCUCGAAUCAGACCGCAUCUGCCGCAUCCGCAUCCUAGCUUUGAUGUCGCUAGCCAUGCCAUUUUCCUGUGACAACCCCGACGAAGGACACCGCUCAACUUGGUAUCUCCAUCAGGCGAUUACUGAAGCCCAGUCUCUUGGACUCCAUGUGAAAUCAUCUUCUAUGGAGAAGAGCAACCCAUGUACUCAAAGACUGGCGUUGCGUUGCGAAACAUCACAAGCCGACACCGCCCUCUGGUGGAGUUUAUAUGUGUUGGAUCGCCUUGGGACCAUCACCAAUCCUGGAAAACCUUAUUACAUCCAAGACCGGGAUAUUGGUCUUGAGCGUCCACGGCUGCAGGGAUCGGAACCCCCCGACGGUGGUAAUCACUGUCGUUGUCCUCUCGCGGCUUGGAUUGAUCAGAUUGGGACAUUGGAACACAGGUUCAAGCUACGAAUAUCCAAAAUUCCUGUCCAGGAGGGUAGCCAGCUAGAGGAGUGGAGUGAAGGAAGUUCCAUGGGGCCUAGAAAGCCGUCACAGCAGGAGAUCAAUGCACACGAACUUUCAGUCUCUAGCGCGGAAGUGUUCGCGUCCACCUACUCCUACGCAUCAUGCCGUGUCCCAAUGUCACAGACUUUAACCCGGUGA
Molecule: messenger RNA, 1032 nt
Organism: Capronia epimyces CBS 606.96
Lineage: Eukaryota; Fungi; Ascomycota; Eurotiomycetes; Chaetothyriales; Herpotrichiellaceae
Exons: 1
Coding region: 1-1032 (343 amino acids)
Biological process (GO): DNA-templated transcription
Molecular function (GO): zinc ion binding; DNA binding
Source: RefSeq, a predicted model, not a curated record